AUGGCCCUGCUUCCGUUCUGUUAUUUCAUCCUCUGUCCGCUGGUCUCGCGAGGGCGGGGUCAGUGGCGCCAGGAUGGGCCAGAGGCAGCUUCAGUAGCAUGCGCCCGUCCCCGCAGUGAAUGUCAUGCAUCUCAGAUAUGCGGCCCCUCUCCUCCCACCUGCAGAAACCGCAGGACUAGAGCAGGCAGAAUACAGGCAGCACAUCCUUCCUCCCCUUCCAUCUGCUCUCCUCCUGAUCCCGCCUCCUUCUCUUACCUUGAGUCAGUAGAAGUGAAUGUGUUCUUAAGCGAGCGGGGCUCAAGCUCUUGUAGUGACUGCAGCAUGGAUGAGAGCUGGUUUGUCACCCCUCCCCCCUGUUUUACUGCAGAGGGAGCCACGGCGGAGGCUAGCCCCAUGGAGGACCUCCUCAUCGAGCACCCCAGCAUGUCCGUGUACGUCUCAGCUGGCCCUCUCCCGGUGGAAGAGAGCACCACCAGCCUGGCUGGCAGUGUCAGCCGGAUGUCUGAAUCAGCAGUGCCUGCUGUGACCAGGAGCAGCAUGCCCACACGGGUGACCCGAGGAGCAGCCGCACAGGCUGGAGCCCUUGCUAAAGUCACCCAGGUCUCCAGGGUCCAGAGGGCCAAAGCCCGCACUGAGCGUCGCCACCUGGCACGCAACCGCAUGCAGCGACAAAACCGUGUGCGUGAACAGGUCCAGAGGCGCGCGACCCACACCCGCAACUCCUUCCUGCACCAACCGUGCCAGCGCAACUUCUGCCACUGAGGCAUCAAAGUUUACAUUGAGGGCAUUAUUACACACCCCAAGAAACCCACACCUCCCAAUGAAUCCCCUACCUUCUUAAUUGACCUCUAAAGUCCUCCUUUUGCUUUUACUGGUUUUAUGUCAAUAAUUGUAUUCAGUUUCAUAUUAAUCAGGUUUGUUUUUGAGCACCAGCCUAAAUCAGUUUCCCAGUCUGGGAGUAUAGCUGAAAAGGAGACGCGUGUAAACUCUGUAUCUUUACAUGCAUCCCUCUAAAUGUAUAACAAUGACACUUCAGGUAUAUUGGCACUGUUCGUUGAAAUAUAAUCAGGUUAAAUUGUCAAAAGAAUGAGCGAAGCACUGAAUGCUUCAUAGAAACAUGACCCUAAGAUUUACAGAAGAGAUUCGUACCCUGCAAUGUCACAUUGAAAAAAAGCUACUACAGCAAUGGUACAGCAAAAGGGUCACUUAAAAACAACAAGAAUGAUAUGUAUGUAGAUAAAGGUGUGAGCAAGAAUAGAAACAGAUACAAGCAGUUGAAAGUUUGCAGAGCAAGACAAAUCUAGUGGGAUAUGUUUGUAAAGAGGUCAUUUUGAAGUAGAUGUUGCUGCCUGAUUUUCAGCAUAGUGGUGCUAACGUUCAAAAGUAAUUCAACCCCCAAAAAAUUUCAUUUAAUUGUUUGCUAUUAUAUGACCUCUGUUCCUAAACCUAGUGGGAUCCCUAUCUAGACAGCAUCUAGGAAACACCUUUUAUAGGUGUGCUUCCACAAGACCGUUUCAAUGAAGAAAUCAAUUCAAGAUGGUGGCGAAAGCGGGCACUGUCAAUUCUGUACAUACUCCGAAUGGGAAAAAAUACCCCAGUGUAUUUAAAAAUAGAUAUUUUCACCCAAUAUUUAUGUGUGCUAUGAAUCUGUGCUUAUUAGAGUGUUGCCUUGCGUUAGCUUAGCAACAUGCUAACACCAAACUCUAUUGGAAUCAACUAUAAGCAUCAAAACUCUUGUGCACUUUGUCACUCAUUCAGUACCAAAAAGUAUAGAAAGCAGCUUAGCAGCAUGUUACCAUCAAAACCUAUUGAAGUCUAUUUUAAUUCAUGUCUCUUGAGGCAGCUUCUUAAGAAACAGAGCCUUCAGGUAAACUGAGGUCGAGUCCAUCAAGAAUAGUACUCAUACUAUGCCAACAACACAUUACUAAUUAUCUUUACAGCUCACAUGAUCAACAUAUAGAACGAAGAGAGGUUGCCAUAGGCUAUGGAUAUAAUUGCUUAGAAUGUGCAGGAUAGUAUAGAUUGUGACUCUUUAUUUGCUUCAUGGAGAAUUACUGAUGGGUGAAUCUCACAAAACAUGUCAAGAUGGCUGCAUAUUGUGCAUAUUACAAUUGCUUUUGGGAUGCAAUUUGUCUUGAUGUUUUUGUGAGAUUGACCACAAAAAACAAAAACAAAAAAAAAAUCAGUCCCUUCAUGUACUUGUCCACUGCAAAGUUUUCAGUGUAGCUCGAAAGUUCCCCUGUCACUAGGGUUUGAACGACUUCUGAUUUUAUAAAGUCGACUAGUCGCUGAUGAUGUCAUUAAUGAACAAA
Molecule: messenger RNA, 2312 nt
Organism: Sinocyclocheilus grahami
Lineage: Eukaryota; Metazoa; Chordata; Actinopteri; Cypriniformes; Cyprinidae
Product: tumor protein p53-inducible nuclear protein 2-like
Exons: 2
Coding region: 1-762 (253 amino acids)
Biological process (GO): autophagosome assembly; positive regulation of DNA-templated transcription
Cellular component (GO): nucleus; autophagosome
Source: RefSeq, a predicted model, not a curated record